UAAAAGCCUUUUGUUGCAAUCUUAGCCAAUGGAGACGGAUUACGACACCGGGCAGCUGAGAUAUAUAAAGAGCCCCUUUUUGACCGCACUUGCACAUUUUUCAGUGACACUUCUGAACGUGCGCACACCUCCAUGGACUAAUUUACACAGGGGGAACCACCAAAACAGCCUCUCUAGCCUUCAGCAUACACGUGAGCGGGCUAUGCAUUCAUCACUCAGACCGUUCCACUCUCCAUCAAAACAGCUUGCGCCGUGACGCACUGGAACGCACUUUUGGUUUUCUUAAGAAACUUACUGCAGAAAGUCCUGCUGCAAGAAAAAAAAAGAAGAAAAAAAUAGAAAAAGAAGAAGAAGAAGAAGAAACACUUUUUGGAUUAAAUGCAUGUCCCUGAUUCAAUGCCUUUUGCCGGCUAAGGUAAGGAGCGGUGCAGAUCCAGAAGGGAUAUAACGGGAUAAAGCGACUAAAAAAGAGAAAGAAAGGGGGAAAACAUUAACAAACAACACAAGAAAGGAGGAAAGUUGCGGCUCCUGGGUGUCCGUGCAUCGUCAUGCCGAGGUACAACUUUUUACUAUGCUUAGUGGUGCUCAUCUCCCUGGGACAGUCGGGGAGCGAUGAGCCCAAUCUGCUGCUGCAGCCUCCUUCAGGCGAAACGCCCACGGACGCCGGGCUGUCGCUGCUGGACGAGGACCCCGGGUCCCAUGAGUGCUCCGCGUGUGUGUGGAGGGAGCAGAGCAAAGUGCUGAGACUGGAGACCAUCAAGUCCCAGAUCCUGAGCAAGCUGCGGCUGAAGCAGGCCCCCAACAUCAGCCGGGAGGUGGUGAAUCAGCUGCUGCCCAAGGCGCCGCCGCUGCAGCAGCUCCUGGAUCACCACGACUUCCAGGGAGACGCGUCGUCGCAGGAUGAGUUUAUGGAGGAGGACGAGUACCACGCCACCACGGAGUCCGUUAUCACUAUGGCCUCAGAGCCGGAGCCCCUGGUCCAGGUGAACGGGAAGCCCAGCUGCUGCUUCUUCAAGUUCAGCCCCAAACUGAUGUUCACCAAGGUGCUGAAGGCCCAGCUGUGGGUGUAUCUGCGACCACUGCAGCAGACCUCCACCGUCUACCUGCAGAUCCUGCGACUGAAGCCCGUCACGGAACAGGGCAGCCGCCACAUCCGCAUCCGCUCCCUCAAAAUAGAGCUCAACUCCAGGGUCGGGCACUGGCAAAGCAUUGACUUUAAGCACGUGUUGCAGAACUGGUUUAAACAGCCCCACACCAACUGGGGAAUCGACAUCAAUGCCUUUGAUGAGAGCGGCAAUGACCUGGCAGUUACCUCGCUGCGACCCGGGGAGGAGGGGCUGCAGCCGUUCCUGGAAGUGAAGGUUCUUGAGACCACCAAGCGGUCUCGGAGAAACCUUGGCUUGGACUGUGACGAGCACUCCACCGAAUCUCGCUGCUGUCGCUACCCUCUGACCGUGGACUUCGAGGCAUUCGGUUGGGACUGGAUCAUUGCCCCCAAACGCUACAAAGCCAACUACUGUUCUGGUCAGUGCGAGUACAUGUUCAUGCAGAAAUAUCCGCACACCCACCUGGUGCAGCACGCCAACCCUCGAGGCUCCGCGGGGCCAUGCUGCACCCCAACCAAGAUGUCCCCCAUCAACAUGCUUUACUUUAAUGACAAGCAGCAGAUCAUUCACGGGAAGAUACCAGGGAUGGUGGUGGAUCGAUGUGGAUGCUCUUAAGCUGUGGGAGGAAACACACACACACACACACACACACACACACACACACACACACACACGCACGCAUGCACGCACGCACACACACACACACACACUUGUGUACAGCCCUCAUCAAAGCACCCAAAACCCUUAUGGAGCUUUCGCCCGGCACCAGAACCCACACCAUGGCACCAGAUUUAACUUUUGCUCAGCCACAAAAGCCUCCCACUAGGUUUCCAUGUUUCCAGUAAUGAAACUGAUUCUUGCUGUACAAAAAGUUAGCGAACGAAAUAAGAAUCAAAAUAAAGGAACUGAAUAAUGGAAAUACAGCACAAAAUGAACGAUCUGAAGAGGGUGUACUUGUGAAGCAGCUUCAUAAAAUGGUAAAUGAAACAAAACUAUGUUAUAGAGUAUGUGUUUGUGACUUUUUUUAUUUUUAUUAUUUUAUGGAAUCUUUGUAAAAUGUCCAGGUUAGUGGGAUGAGAUGACAGGAGAAAUAAGAAUAUUUCAUUAUGAAACGUCAGCUUUUCAGUCAAGUUUGGAAAUACUUAUUUUUGCAGGUACACCUACUCAGAGGAGAAACUUGAUUUACUUAAAUAAUUGCAAAGGGGCUUGAUUAUAAUUAUUUUGCAAUCCAUCACUUGGACAAAAAAAGAAGUCAGAAAGCAUGACAAACACGAAGGUUUAAUUACUUAACGUUCUCUGAGAAUAAAUUAAACAUCUCGUUUACAGAUGUUUAGAGAUGUAAAGUGUGGAGGAGGUCCAAAACCAAACCUAUACCAUCUAUUAAUGUAUAACACUCCAGUGUGACAUUCUCGAGUAUCUUUUAAAACCUCUUUGAUCUUUUAUUUGCAGUCUUGUAAAACUUUAAAAAAGGAAAGCGAAAAGGUCAUGCUGGUUGAACUCAAUCUUUCAAAGCGGAUCACUGAAGUUGCUAUAGCAGUCUUUACCAUCCUGCAAAUUUAGAUAAUAUAGUUUGAGCUCACCAUGCACAUUAAAGUAAAAAAUAAAGUGGAUAUGUGGAUACAGGCUCAAUUCAUUAUUUUGUACCAUUUUGGAAGAGGACAAGAAGGACAAAUACUGCAUUAUGACAAGAACCUGGCAGGCUUUUUGUUGUUGUUGUUGUUGUUUUAAACCAGUUUAUCCAACAUAGUAAAAUGACUUUUUCAACAAAUGUUCAAAAAAGACACAAAUGCACUGUUGCAUAACUUGAAGGGGCUUGGGAUUACAUGUAAAAACAGACAACUGAAUUCUUACCCUGAAAUAAAUACACAGAAAAAGUCAUUAUGCUCACGAGUCGACAAGCUGAAAGUAGCACAAACCGGAUUAUCCAUAGAGGUUUACACACAUUUACUUGUAGACAUCUAUAUAAUAAUAGUAAUAAUAACAAACACUUGAAUGACAUUAGAUCAGUACAUUGCUCCUGUCAUCCAAGCUCUUUUUGGUAGUUGCAGAUCAAAAAGGAUUCACUAUUGGAGAAACUUUAAACAGCAGUACUGUGCUAACAAAUAAUAACUUUUAUAACUCACAACACAACACGUAGUUUGUGAAAGAAAGAAAUAAAUACAUAAAGAUCAUUAACUUUACUUUAGAGAGCAUAUUUGAUUGUAUUUUGUAAUGCCCUCCAUCCACUUCAACCGUUUCAUCAUUUUCAUAAUGGUCAAGAAUAUUGUUAGUGCUUGAACACAGAGUAGAUUAGUACGCUCGAAGCUUGUUUUUUGUCUCCUGGAUGUCAAAGCAAAGAUAUCCUUUUGUUGUAAACGAAAGCACUAUGCUGUUGGAUAAAGUGAGAGCCUUCUGACAUUAUAUAUAAAUGAUAUAUGUAUAUAUUAAAAAGGAGUAAAAAAAAAAAAAAAAAGAAGAAAAAAAAAACGUUUUUUGGGGCACUCUACCUUACCAACAAUAAAUUUUGCACUAUGGGACGUUCAUGGCGUGAGUAAAGCGUUGUUUGCGUUUUACCAAGCAAAAGAGAGCUUGUACAGUAUAGGAUUGAAAAAAAAAUAUUCAAGCUUCUGGUAAUAAAUAAACCAUAAACUAGGGAAGUUAUCACUUCUUUUCAUACCAUCACACUUUCAUGACUUUGUCUGAAGCGGGGGCCUGUCCAUGGAGCCACACACUUCUUUCUAAUCUGGAAACUGAACUUACUGAAAGGCCUGAAAGGCCUUCGUGCCCACUUUUGGGUAAUAAAUCGUGUUUGUAAUACAUGUCUGGAUCAACAAACAUAGAAUGCUUUAACUGGAAAUGGCCUGCCUAUCAACUUUAAUCUAUUACCACGGUACACAGAUAACAACCUUUUGACUUCAUCGGUGUGUCAACUGUCUUGCAUAGAUUUUUUUUUAUUAUUAUUAUUUCUUAUAUGUGUAUUUUAAGUGAGAGGACCCAUGUGAUAAUGGGAGGAGUAUCCAGGGAUUGUUAGCCAAAGUAGAGGAUGACAUGUUGUGUGCCGAAACCUUUGUGAUUGCAAGAAUAUGCGAGAACAUUUCAAAGGGAGGAAAAAGCUGGUUUAAGGGGCAGAGUUUGGAGGAAAAUAAAAAAAAAUUCUACUUGCCAAUUGUUAUUUAUUAAUAUUAAUUACAGUGCAUUUAAAAAUCUGUCUACCUCACUUUAGCCUUCUAAAAACUUUGCUUUGAAAAUAAAAUGUCAGCAGUUAAUCAGUGCAAACAUUUAACCCAUUAAAGCCUCUCCCAUCCCCUCCAAAAAUGUAAAUGAUUUCACAGGGUCCCCUCGCUCUCAGGUUCAGGUUGAGUUAUUGACAGAGUGACUGAUGGUAGCAGCCCUGCUUAUGUGCGGUCAAAAGAAAUACUUAGCUGUGCCCACAUCUGUGGCUUAACUAUGGUUAACUGUUGAGAAGUUGCAUUUUGAACUGUAGUGUUUGUAUACUGGUAUGUAUGGGAUUUUUCAUAUAAAUAUAUGAGAGUAAGAGCUAUCUAUGUAAAUACAUACCCAAAUGUUAACUUUUAUGAUGUGUUGGACAGGUUCACCGCUUCUAAUGUUGUUCUCUCUUUUCCCUUUCAUUCCCCUCAUUCUUUGUGUAGUUAAAAAAAAAACAUGAAAAAAAAAUCACCCCAACUUUGUAGUUUCAUUGUUGUGCAUAUGGAUAACUGUAUGACUUUUUUGCAUUUUGUUGUU
Molecule: messenger RNA, 4829 nt
Organism: Cololabis saira (Pacific saury)
Lineage: Eukaryota; Metazoa; Chordata; Actinopteri; Beloniformes; Belonidae
Product: growth/differentiation factor 11-like
Exons: 3
Coding region: 549-1721 (390 amino acids)
Biological process (GO): SMAD protein signal transduction
Cellular component (GO): extracellular region
Molecular function (GO): cytokine activity; growth factor activity
Source: RefSeq, a predicted model, not a curated record